AGACACACAAAUGUGCAGCCAUGGAUGACUCAGAACUUGAACAGAUUCGCAAGGCUCGUCUCGAGCAGCUCAAGGCGCAACAAGGAGGGGGUGGCGCAGGUGCAGGUGGCAGCUCAGGCCAGGGCGGCGCUGAGCAGAAGAAGCCGCAAGAAGCCGAAGCUAGACAAUCCGUCCUCCAACAGAUCCUACACCCCGAGGCCGCCGACCGCCUGGGCCGCAUCCGGAUGGUCAAGGAGGAGCGGGCAACAGACAUCGAGAACAGGCUGAUCAUGCUGGCGCAGACGGGCCAGUUGCGGCAGAAGGUCACCGAGGACCAGCUCAAGGACCUGCUGAACGCCGUGGCGGAGAACAACCAAAAGAAGGAAGAGAAGAUCGUGAUCAACCGGAGGAAAGGCUGGGAGGACGAGGACGAUGACGACCUGCUGGAUCUGUAGGCCCGCCCAACAAGAAAAGAAAAAAGGAUGGAAGUGUGGGCGAGAGUAUAUUGCUGGGAAGUCAAGGAAGAAAGGACACGAUGCAAUGACAU
Messenger RNA from Cryphonectria parasitica EP155, 526 nucleotides. Its product is annotated as DNA-binding TFAR19-related protein. The transcript has 5 exons. Gene Ontology annotation, cellular component: nucleus; cytosol. Gene Ontology annotation, molecular function: DNA binding. Lineage: Eukaryota; Fungi; Ascomycota; Sordariomycetes; Diaporthales; Cryphonectriaceae. The coding region runs from base 21 to 434 and encodes 137 amino acids. The record is from RefSeq and is a predicted model, not a curated record.